Messenger RNA from Zingiber officinale, 1111 nucleotides. RefSeq lists its product as uncharacterized. The coding region runs from base 1 to 1062 and encodes 353 amino acids. Gene Ontology annotation, cellular component: membrane; cytoplasm. The record is from RefSeq and is a predicted model, not a curated record. The transcript is spliced from 4 exons. NCBI's taxonomy places the organism in Eukaryota, Viridiplantae, Streptophyta, Magnoliopsida, Zingiberales, Zingiberaceae.
AUGACCAUGCAGCCGUCACAGUCAGAGAGCGGUUACGUUUGUACGACGAUCGAGGAAGCCGUACAAUUCGGGACUCGGAUGAUCAAACGAACGAUCGCUCGAUGCGGCGACGGUCACUACAAUAAAACCAGGCGACGGGCAGGGAAAUCCCCAAACAAGUCCGAGCAGAGUGUGGCGAAAAUGAACAGCCUCCUUUUGGGCAACCCCGCGACAGGUGCGCAUGGAAUCCUCCUUCACCGCCUUCCCGCUCCGCCCUCCGGUUGCCUCUGCGAUCUGCCAAGGCCGCGCGCGAGGAGGUCUGCGAGAUCGCACCUCCUCUCCUUCAAGCUCAACCUCUCCUGCUUUAAGUCGUCGUGCUCGCGAUUGUCGCCGCCCGCGCCCUCUUCUUCGAUCUUCAGCUCUCCCAUCGCUUCCGCUUCUGUUGCCGUUUCCGCCUUUGCUUCCUCCGCCGCUUCGAUUGCCGCCGCCGCCGCCGGUGCGAUUUCUUCAUUCGUCCCCAUCCGGAAUGGGUUCUUGAGUUGGUACCUCCGGAUGAUCGAAGCGCACCCUCUUACAACCAAGAGCCUCACCGCGGCAUUCAUAUUCGCCACCGCUGACGUCUCCUCUCAGAUAAUCACAACCGCAUGUACUGUUAGUCUUGAUACUGUGAGAAUUCUGCGAAUGAGCGGAUAUGGUUUGCUAGUUCUUGGUCCUUCAUUACAUUUUUGGUACAAUUUUCUCUCAAAUAUUCUACCAAAGCAAGACAUAAUCACCAUUCUGAAGAAAAUUUUACUUGGGCAAACUACAUUUGGUCCUAUAAUGACUGCUGUGUUCUUCUCAGUAAAUGCAUUUUUACAAGGUGAAUCUGGCAAUGAGAUAUUUUCUAGGUUAAACAGAGAUUUGAUUCCCACUAUUAAAGCCGGAUUUUUGUACUGGCCUUUGUGUGAUUUCAUUACAUUUAAGUUUGCCUCCGUUCAAUUACAGCCUUUGGUUUGCAAUUCAUUCUCCUUUUUUUGGACGAUAUAUCUGACCCAGAAAGCAAGCUUGGAGAAAGUAAGCGAUCAAGAGAAUUCAACCUCUUGACUUCUUUCAGACUUUGAAGAUUCGUUAGUUGUACAGUCCCCAUCUCACA